Micromonas commoda is the source of this 804-nucleotide messenger RNA. RefSeq lists its product with no specific name. The record is from RefSeq and is a predicted model, not a curated record. The transcript has a single exon. The coding region runs from base 1 to 804 and encodes 267 amino acids. Lineage: Eukaryota; Viridiplantae; Chlorophyta; Mamiellophyceae; Mamiellales; Mamiellaceae.
AUGUCGCGCGUCGACGUCGUCGACCUCGCCGAGGACGAUGACCUGAAUCACGACUCUCCCACAUCCAGGGUGCAGGAAUGGGUGUUGGGCCUAGGCAUGUCCCCGCCACCUUCGCCACCCGCCACCACGCAUUCCGGCUCCCCUCCUGAUCCCUCGGGAGGGAGUAAGAGGUCCUCCGAAGGCUCGGAACCGUCCUCCGGGCCGGGAUGGCCGUCGCCCACUCGGCCGUGGACGGGCGAUCAGAUCCCGUUCGUCGCGCCAAGGGUCAUAGCGGGGCGCGCGGUGGUGCAUGCGCCGGAUGUAGCCUCACUGGAGCCCCCGAGCGCGGAGAUUUACCACAACCUUCGAGGUAUGGUCUGCGGGGGUGCAAACGUCAGUGAGUUGUCGCCAUCGCAGCCGCCGCCCGCGAGGUCCGACAUAGAGUUCCAGCUGCCAACGGAGGAUAACCCAUACCACGUUCUGGCCAUAAAGUGGGCGAUGAGGCAGGAUCAGGACCCAUCGGCGCCCAGGAGCUCGCGCGGGCGGGAGGCGAGGCCUCAGUUCUCAAUCACGUUCGAUGCGAUGGGCUACAUCUACAUCGGCGCGGUCCAUCAGGGUGACCCGUCCGAGAAGCCGGAGGGUUUCGAGCUCAUCACCAGGUACCCCGCAGCCGUGAACGAAUUCAGCGCGCAGUCGGUGUAUAAAGACGGCGUGUUGUUCGUCAUCGCGGCGCCGAAGGAAUCGAGCGUGGUGGAGGUGCCCGUCCUGAGCGUGCCGAAAAGCAGCAGCGGCAAGAGUAGCAAUUUACGGUUCCAGCGAGACUAG